AUCGAUUCUUAUUUCAAGACUGUCUUAAGUAAUGUCUUAAAAUGCUAAUAUGGUUCUCUGAUUAAUGACAUGAUAAUACUUAAAACAAUCUUAAAUGUAAGAAUUGACUGUGAAUACCGGCCAUAGUAUUGCACAAAUCUUUAUAUUAAGAACCGAAAUACCAAAAUUUCAUUAUCAAUUAAUAAACACCCAUUUAUUAAACUUGUAAACCAGAGAUUUUAAAAAAAUAAUAUUAAAAAGGUAUAAAAUAAAUUGCAGUGUGCCUUUACUAUUCGUUUUUUUAUCCGGAAAGUAAUGAAAUCAAAAACUUAAUUAGAGGUGUGUUUAUUAAUAGAAGCCUAACAUUUGUUUAGUAACAAAAUAAAUAAUUAUAUACAUGCAGAAAAGUUCUAUACUACAAUCUAGUGAAAUUUUGCUUUCUUGUUCAAUACAUCAAAGAUAAUUAAAAAAGGAUCAUUGAAAAUUACUUUUAAAAAAAAUUUUUAACCAAACUCUGUUAUAGCAUAUCUCUUUUAUUUCCAUGUAUUUUACAUAUUCGGUGAAUGAAAAUUUAAGAAGAAAUAUCCAUCCUUAGGCAAUAAAUUAUUCCACUUGUGCCAUUAAUCGGCUUUUUCUUUAAAUACAGCUGUUGCUUAUUAGUCUCGCUAAAAUAGCCGAGCAUAAGACGAUAACACGUACAAAUAGCAUUACAUGUUAUCAGACUCGAGAUAAACAUUUUGUUGAAGAGGUUUUAUCUAUUACAUGUGCAUCAACGUUCGCAUGCGUAAAAAAUGCCUAUUGAUAUGAUAAACGACUGGACGCAGAAAAUUGUCAGUUCUCAGUAGUGUGUAGUAAAAGUAACUGAGAAUCAUGCUGCUGAAAUUACUGAUCGCCUUGAUUUGCCUCGGCUUUGCCGUUCAUGCCAAUAGAGAUGAGACUGCUCCAAGAGUCAAAACACCAUUAGGGGGACUGAAAGGCUACUACAAAAUCUCGCAAAAUGGUAGAAAAUAUGAGGCGUAUGAAGGGAUUCCUUAUGCAUUACCACCUAUUGGAAAAUUACGAUUUAAGCCUCCUCGACCAAUACCGGCAUGGAUUGGUGAACUAUUGGCUACAAAAUUCGGUUCCGAGUGUAUUCAAUACAAUCAAGUGCCAGUAACUCCGGAGAGGGUUGAGGGUGCUGAAGAUUGUUUGUACUUAAACAUUUAUGUGCCAGUACAAGAAAAAGGAACAAAUAAAACUCCAAUGCCAGUAUUAUUUUGGAUCCAUGGUGGAGCGUUCCAAUUUGGUAGCGGCAUGUUAUAUAACGCUAAAUAUUUAAUGGACCAUAAUGUUAUACUUGUCACGAUUAACUAUCGGUUGGGACCAAUGGGUUUCCUCAGUACAGAAGAUGAAGUAGUUCCUGGCAACAUGGGUCUCAAGGAUCAAAAUAUGGCUCUGCGUUGGGUAUCGCAAAAUAUUGAAUGGUUUGGUGGUGACCCGAAAAAAGUGACCUUAGUUGGCUUGAGUGCUGGCGGUGCAAGUGUGCAUUAUCAUUACUUAUCGCAACUCAGCGCGGGUCUCUUCCGAGGCGGUAUAUCGUUCAGCGGUACAGCAUUUGAUUGUUGGACGCAAGCCGAGAACUCCUUGGAAAAAGCCAAGAAAUUAAGUGCUUUGAUGGGAUGCCCUACAAAUACUUCUAGAGAUAUGAUACGUUGUAUGAGAUAUCGUCCAGCUCGCGCAAUCGUCCAGGCUACAAGUGAAUUUAUGCCAUUUUUCUACAAUCCCUUUUCUCCGUUCGGUCCAGUACCGGAAAGGUUUGGCGAUGAAGCACCUUUUAUCGACAGAACACCUGUUGAAAUCAUUAAUAGCGGAGACGUCCAGGAUGUACCCUGGGUUACGGGAGUAACGAGCGAAGAAGGCCUUUAUCCCGUAGCUGAGUUUAUCGCUGGCGAUGAAAAUCUGAAACGGUUGAACGAUAACUGGGACCUCCUCGGACUGCAUCUCCUUGAUUUUAAUUAUACCAUUCCCAAAGAGAAACAUGUCGAGAUUGCUCGUAUUAUUAAGAAGCAUUACUUUGGUUCAAAACCGAUAGACCGACAGAGUACAAAAGAACUAGUACAAAUGGCGAGUGAUCGUUUAUUCGUGGUCGAUAGUGAGAAAGCUGCACGAAUGCAAGCCAAAGUAAACCAGAAUCCAGUUUGGUACUAUUAUUUCAGUUAUAGAGGAGCACAAAGUUUAAGUGAUGGUCUUAGCGGUACCACUGAGAAUUAUGGCGUCUCUCAUGCUGACGACAUACUCUACGUGUUAGCUACUCCCUGGGUAGACCCAACAACAACGCAACAAGAUCGUGAUAUGCAGAAACAGUUAAUCGAUUUUUGGGUAUUGUUUGCUACCGAGGGAAUUCCGAAAGUAGGCAAUGUAGAAUGGCCGAAAUUAGAUCCUUCGAAAAAAGAACUUCAUUAUUUACAUAUAGCUAGUCCUGAUAAAAUUAACAUGGAUAGCCAUGCUAAUCUUGGAGAAAAAGAAUUCUGGAAUUCGAUUAAUUUCAAUGAGAAUGUAUUGAGGCGCACUGGAAUCAAUAAAGAAGAACUUCUAGAAAUGAUGUUACUGAAACUACUGAUUGUUCUGUUCGGUUUUGGUUUCGUCAUUCAUGCAAAUACGGAUGAGACUAUUCCAAGGGUCAAAACGCCUCUAGGAGGACUAAAGGGCUACUACAAAUUCUCGCAAAAUGGCAGAAAAUACGAAGCGUAUGAAGGAGUGCCUUACGCAUUGCCACCUGUUGGGAAACUACGGUUCAAAGCUCCUCGGCCAAUACCGGCAUGGGUUGGUGAACUAUCGGCUACAAAAUUAAGCUCCGUGUGUAUUCAAUACGAUCAAGUGCCAGCAUUUCCUCCGGAGAAAGUUGUGGGUACCGAAGAUUGUUUGUACUUAAACAUUUACGUGCCAGCACGAGAAAAAAGAGAAAAUAAAACUCCAAUGCCAGUAAUAUUUUGGAUCCAUGGCGGUGCUUUCCAAUGCGGAAGCGGCAUACUAUAUGGACCUAAAUAUUUAAUGGAUCAUGAUGUUAUACUUGUCACAAUCAAUUAUCGAUUGGGACCAAUGGGUUUCCUUAGUACAGAAGAUGAAGUAGUUCCUGGCAAUAUGGGUUUAAAGGAUCAAAAUAUGGCACUUCGUUGGGUAUCACAAAACAUUGAAUGGUUCGGUGGCGAUCCGAAAAAAGUGACUUUGGUCGGUUUGAGUGCUGGAGGUGCAAGCGUACAUUAUCAUUAUUUAUCACAAAUGAGCUCGGGUCUUUUUCGAGGUGGCAUAUCGUUCAGCGGUACAACAUUUGAUUGUUGGACGCAAGCUGAGAAUUCCUUAGAAAAGGCCAAGAAAUUGAGUGCUUUGAUGGGAUGCCCUACAAUUACCACCAGAGAUAUGAUACGCUGUCUAAGAUAUCGUCCAGCUCACGUGAUUGUUCAAGCUACAAGUGAAUUUAUGCCGUUCUUCUUCAAUCCUUUUACUCCUUUCGGGCCGGUAACUGAGAAGUUUGGUGAUGAAACACCUUUCAUUGAUAGAACGCCCAUUGAAAUUAUUAGUAGCGGUGACGUCCAGGACUUACCCUGGAUUACGGGAGUAACGAGCGAAGAAGGCCUCUAUCCCGUAGCUGAGUUUAUCGCCGACGAUAAAAAUCUGAAAUGGUUGAACGACAAUUGGGAUAUUCUUGGACCAGACUAUCUAGAUUUUAAUUAUACAAUUCCCAGAGAGAAGCACAUCGAACUUGCUCGUCUCAUUAAGAAUCAUUACUUUGGUACAAAACCAAUAGAUCGACAGAGUACGAAGGAACUAAUACAAAUGUCGAGCGAUCGCUUCUUUGUGGUCGACGGCGAGAAGGCUGCACGAAUGCAAGCCAAAGUAAAUCGGAAUCCAGUUUGGUUUCACUAUUUCUCUUACAGAGGUGCACAAAGCUUGAGCGAUGCUUACAGCGGCACCAUUGUGAAUUAUGGAGUUUCUCACGGUGACGACGUAGUUUAUGUAUUAAAUACUUCCUGGGUAGACCCAACAACAACACAAAAGGACCGUGAUAUGCAGAAACACUUAAUCGACUUUUGGGUAUUGUUUGCUACAGAAGGAAUUGCAAAAGUAGCUAAUGUGGAAUAUCCAAGAUUAGAUCCUUUGAAAAAAGAACUCCAUUAUUUGCAUAUUGCUGCUCCUGAUGAUAUUAAAUUGGACAGUAAUGAUAAUCUUGGAGAAAAAAAAUUCUGGAAUUCAAUUAAUUUUAAGGAAAAUAUAUUAAAGCACACAAUUGGAAGCAAAAAAGAUGAGCUUUAAGUAAGGCUAGAAUAAAAAACAAACAUCUAUCUUAAAUUCAAGUUUUUUUCAAAGAUAUUAUUAUUCAUAUUAUUUAACUUUACAUACAAAUCUAUAUUACGUUUCUCUUUAUUUUUAAUUUAUAAAAACAAUUAUAACUGAAAUUUUUGUAUGAAUAAUAAAAUCUGGAGUUUUAUUAAAAUAAUAUAAAAUUGUAAAAUUGGCCAAGUUCCUGAAUAAAACAGCACAUUCAAUAAUAACUUUAAAAAA
Messenger RNA from Solenopsis invicta (red fire ant), 4518 nucleotides. RefSeq lists its product as uncharacterized. Bases 850 to 4269 code for a protein of 1139 amino acids. The record is from RefSeq and is a predicted model, not a curated record. The transcript is spliced from 16 exons. NCBI's taxonomy places the organism in Eukaryota, Metazoa, Arthropoda, Insecta, Hymenoptera, Formicidae.